Chelonia mydas (Green sea turtle) is the source of this 1107-nucleotide messenger RNA. It is a transcript of the gene CLDN10, whose product is annotated as claudin 10. Gene Ontology annotation, molecular function: structural molecule activity. The coding region runs from base 186 to 884 and encodes 232 amino acids. The record is from RefSeq and is a predicted model, not a curated record. Gene Ontology annotation, biological process: cell adhesion; bicellular tight junction assembly. Gene Ontology annotation, cellular component: plasma membrane; bicellular tight junction. NCBI's taxonomy places the organism in Eukaryota, Metazoa, Chordata, Testudines, Cheloniidae. The transcript has 5 exons.
GGGUCUCUGGGGCUGCAGCUCCCCCUGCUGAUGCGGCUGCCGAGCGGGGCGGCUGCCGGGCCAGGUGCUCUGUGCAGUUCCUCCAGCCAGCGGGCGCCUGCUGCUUCGGGACCGCUCCCCGCCGCCGCCGCCUCAGCCUGCCGCCUGCCGCCGGCGCCCCGGGCUCCGCUCGCCCAGCGUCCCCCAUGGCCAGCCUGGCUGCGGAGAUCAUCGCCUUCCUGCUGGCCAUCUCGGGCUGGGUGCUGGUCUCCUCCACGCUGCCCACGGACUACUGGAAGGUCUCCUCCAUCGACGGCACCGUCAUCACCACCGCCACCUUCUGGGCCAACCUCUGGAAGACCUGCGUGACCGACUCCACCGGCGUGUCCAACUGCAAGGACUUCCCCUCCAUGCUGGCACUGGACGGUUAUAUCCAAGCCUGCAGAGGACUCAUGAUUGCUGCUGUCAGUCUUGGAUUCUUUGGCUCCAUAUUUGCAAUGGUUGGGAUGAAGUGUACGAAAGUUGGAGGCUCAGAUCAGACUAAAGCUAAAGUCGCUUGUUUAGCUGGGAUGAUUUUCAUACUUUCUGGGUUGUGCUCUAUGACUGGUUGCUCCCUGUAUGCGAACAGAAUUACAUCUGAAUUCUUUGAUCCUACUUUUAUUGCACAAAAGUAUGAAUUAGGAGCAGCUUUAUUCAUUGGAUGGGCUGGAGCAUCACUUUGCAUAAUUGGUGGAAGUAUAUUCUGCUUCUCAAUAGCUGAAAACAAUAAAUCCCCAAGAAUGGGGUACACAUACAAUGGAGCCACAUCUGUGAUGUCUUCUAAGACAAAGGUCCACAAUAGUGCAGCAGAUUUUAAAUCACCAAAAGGCCCUCCAAAGCACUUUGACAAGAAUGCUUAUGUUUAAUUGUACUGUUCUAUGAUACAAAGCCAGUUUUCAAAUCAGUUUGUACAGUUCAGUCACAGAGUGAUUUCCAGAAGAGUACCAGCAUAAUCACCACCAGGUCAAUGAAUUUUUAAAAUAUUAACUUGCAGCAUUUUACAUAUUGAUGUAAAUUUUCUUAUACAAUAUUUUGAAAUUUAUGUUGGUGUUAUACAUAAAUUAUAUAUCUGUAAAUCACUUGCUGUUU